This is a messenger RNA of Drosophila kikkawai, 6717 nucleotides long. The record is from RefSeq and is a predicted model, not a curated record. Lineage: Eukaryota; Metazoa; Arthropoda; Insecta; Diptera; Drosophilidae.
GGAAAAUGUGCGCGAGAGCUGCUGCUGCCUCAGAAAACAACCCCGAAAAGCGAGCAAUCGACGAGUAAAUACCAACAAAACUUACACUGCGCGGCUGAUUAAUAAGAACUAAAAAAGCGCAAUAAAACCGAUUUAAACGAUGCCCCAAAAAACGGUGGAGUUGAAUGAAAAAUAUAAAAAACGUUAUAAAGAAAGUGUGUGAGAACAUCAUCGUGAAAUCAAACUCCGAAUCAGAAUUUGGAUUGUAAAUUUUCGGGGCUCGCCGCCAUCGAAUGGCAGAUAAACACACAAAGAGAGAUAAAUACAGAAAUAAAAUUAAUGGAAAACCAGCAUAGACACAUACAGUGGAAGCUCGGUGAAGUGAACCAUCUGUCAAAGGAGUCUUUGUGAAAUAGGGGACGUGGGUAAUUUUUAAGAAUCGUAGGAACCACAAACGCUACAAUGAUCGCCGCUCCAUUGAACCAUCUGAAUAAUCAGCUGUAGAGUCACCGCCAGCACCUCCUCCUAUGCAUACCGAUCUUCAUAGCAUCGCCAUCGCCUGGAGCACGACUAGCACAACUACUACUAUUAACCCUUGUCCGAGCAGCCGGGGGAGCAGGAUGCUGCUUCUGCCGCUGCUCCUCGGCCUCCUGGUGGCGCUGCCAGCAGUUAGAGGCCAGUACCAAUCGCCGCGCAUCAUCGAGCAUCCCACGGAUCUGGUGGUCAAGAAAAAUGAGCCAGCCACACUUAACUGCAAAGUGGAGGGCAAGCCGGAGCCCACUAUCGAGUGGUUUAAGGAUGGCGAACCCGUCAGCACCAACGAGAAGAAGUCACAUCGUGUCCAGUUCAAGGACGGUGCACUCUUCUUCUACCGGACGAUGCAGGGCAAGAAGGAGCAGGACGGCGGCGAGUACUGGUGCGUGGCCAAGAACCGAGUGGGCCAGGCCGUUAGCCGUCAUGCCUCGCUCCAGAUAGCUGUUUUGCGCGACGAUUUUCGCGUGGAGCCCAAAGACACGCGAGUGGCCAAAGGCGAGACGGCUCUGCUGGAGUGUGGGCCGCCCAAAGGCAUUCCAGAGCCAACGCUCAUUUGGAUGAAGGAUGGCGUUCCCUUGGACGACCUGAAAGCCAUGUCGUUUGGCGCCAGCUCGCGCGUGCGUAUCGUGGAUGGGGGUAACCUGCUGAUCAGCAAUGUGGAGCCCAUUGACGAGGGCAACUACAAGUGCAUUGCCCAGAAUUUGGUGGGGACACGCGAAUCCAGCUACGCCAAGCUAAUUGUCCAGGUCAAGCCCUACUUUAUGAAGGAGCCCAAGGACCAGGUGAUGCUCUAUGGCCAGACAGCCACUUUCCACUGUUCCGUGGGCGGUGAUCCGCCUCCGAAGGUGCUGUGGAAGAAGGAGGAGGGCAAUAUUCCAGUGUCGCGAGCUCGAAUCCUACACGACGAGAAGAGUUUGGAGCUCUCAAAUAUCACGCCCAGCGAUGAGGGCACCUACGUCUGCGAAGCUCACAAUAAUGUGGGACAGAUCAGUGCCAGAGCUUCGCUCACAGUUCAUGCUCCACCCAACUUCACCAAGCGACCCAGCAACAGGAAAGUGGGACUCAAUGGCGUUGUCCAGCUGCCUUGCAUGGCAGCCGGAAAUCCACCGCCCUCGGUUUUCUGGACCAAGGAAGGUGUGUCCACACUAAUGUUUCCCAAUAGCUCCCAUGGCAGGCAGCAUGUGGCAGCGGAUGGAACCCUACAGAUCACAGAUGUACGGCAGGAGGACGAGGGCUUUUAUGUCUGCUCUGCGUUCAGUGUGGUUGAUUCCUCCACUGUAAGGGUAUUCCUGCAAGUCAGCUCGGUGGACGAGCGACCGCCGCCCAUUAUUCAAAUUGGACCUGCCAAUCAGACACUGCCCAAGGGAUCGGUGGCCACGCUGCCCUGCCGAGCCACUGGGAACCCUAGUCCCCGCAUCAAGUGGUUCCAGAAUGGACUUGCCGUGCAAACGGGCAAUCGUCACAGUGUCAUCCAAGGCAGCUCAUUGCGGAUUGAUGAUCUCCAAGUGAGUGAUUCUGGAUCCUACACCUGCACGGCUUCCUCGGAACGUGGAGAGACUUCUUGGGUGGCUACCUUAACGGUGGACAAAUCCGGCUCAAAUACCCUGCACCGUGUCGCUGAUCCCAGCACAUAUCCUGCUCCGCCAGGCACACCCAAAGUCCUGAAUGUCACUCGCUCUAGCAUCAGCCUACGUUGGGCCAAAAGUCAAGAAAAGCCUGGCGCUGUGGGACCCAUUAUCGGCUACACUGUGGAGUACUUCAGUCCGGAUCUGCAAACUGGUUGGAUUGUAGCCGCGCAUCGUGUGGGCGACACUCAAGUCACUAUCUCUGAUCUCAGCCCGGGCACUUCGUAUGUCUUUCUUGUGAGAGCCGAGAAUUCGCAAGGGGUAUCCGUGCCCUCGGGCUUAUCGAAUGCCAUUAAAACUAUUGAUGAGGACUUUGAUGCAGCCUCGGCAAAUGAUUUGUCAGCCGCAAGAACUUUGCUAACUGGAAAGUCCGUGGAGUUGAUAGAUGCCUCGGCCAUUAAUGCCAGCGCUGUUCGUCUGGAUUGGAUGCUGCAUGUGAGCGCUGAUGAGAAAUAUGUGGAGGGCAUUCGUAUACAUUACAAGGAUGUGAGUUCAGAAGCAGCCCAAUAUCACUCGAUCACUGUUUUGGAUACCUCGGCUGAAUCGUUUGUGGUGGGCAAUCUCAAGAAGUACACCAAAUAUGAGUUCUUCCUCACGCCCUUCUUUGAGACCAUCGAAGGACAGCCCAGCAACUCCAAGGUGGCGCUGACCUAUGAAGAUGUACCCUCUGCCCCGCCGGAUAACAUACAGAUUGGCAUGUACAACCAAACCGCUGGCUGGGUGCGCUGGACAGCACCACCCGCCCAGCACCACAAUGGCAAUUUGUAUGGCUAUAAGAUCGAGGUCAGUGCCGGCAACACCAUGAAGGUUUUAGCCAACAUGACGUUAAAUGCCACAACAACCUCGGUGCUUCUAAAUAACCUAACCACCGGAGCCGUGUACAGUGUGCGACUGAAUUCCUUUACCAAAGCUGGUGAUGGACCCUACUCCAAGCCGAUCUCACUUUAUAUGGAUCCCACCCAUCAUGUGCAUCCACCCCGUGCCCAUCCCAGUGGCACACACGAUGGCCGACAUGAGGGUCAGGAUAUGACUUAUCACAGCAAUGGAAAUAUACCCACCGGCAGCAGUAAUCCCACCACGCACAAGAAAGCCACUGAUUACCUCUCCGGCCCUUGGCUAAUGGUGCUGGUGUGCAUCUUACUCCUGGUCUUGGUCAUUUCGGCAGCCAUAUCCAUGGUUUACUUCAAGAGGAAGCAUCAAAUGACCAAGCAACUGGGUCAUAUGAGUGUGGUCAGCGACAACGAGAUCACUGCCUUAAAUCUCAACAGCAAGGAGAGCCUUUGGAUUGACCAUACCCGUGGCUGGAGAACCGCAGAUACGGACAAGGAUUCGGGGCUGAGCGAAUCUAAGCUUCUUUCCCACGUUAACAGCAGCCAGUCGAACUACAACAACUCUGAUGGCGGUACUGACUAUGCUGAAGUGGAUACCCGCAAUCUGACCACAUUUUACAACUGCCGCAAGAGCCCUGACAAUCCCACACCGUAUGCCACCACCAUGAUUAUUGGAACCUCCUCGAGUGAAACAUGCACUAAGGCAACUUCCUUGAGUGCCGACAAGGAUUCAGGCACACAUUCACCCUACUCGGACGCCUUUGCGGGCCAACCACCGGUGGCUCCGGUUGUGAAAUCCAACUAUUUGCAGUAUCCUCCAGAGCCCAUCAAUUGGUCAGAGUUCCUGCCGCCACCACCAGAACAUCCACCGCCGUCUUCCACCUAUGGGUAUGCCCAAGGAUCACCGGAAUCAUCGCGGAAGAGUUCCAAGAGCGCAGGCUCCGGUAUAUCCACUAACCAAAGCAUCCUUAACGCCUCGAUACAUAGCAGCUCCUCUGGCGGCUUUUCCGCCUGGGGCGUCUCCCCGCAAUAUGCCGUUGCCUGUCCCCCGGAGAAUGUGUACAGCAAUCCACUGUCAGCUGUGGCUGGCGGCACACAGAAUCGCUACCAGAUUACGCCCACCAGCCAGCAUCCACCUCAGCUGCCGGCCUACUUUGCCACCACAACUCCGGGCGGAGGAAUACCCCCGAAUCACCUGCCAUUUGCCACCCAGCGACAUGCCACCAGUGAGUAUCAGGCGGGAUUGAAUGCAGCACGAUGUGCCCAGAAUAGGGCCUGCAACAGCUGUGACGCCUUGGCCACGCCCUCGCCCAUGCAGCCCCCACCGCCAGUUCCCGUUCCCGUGCCGGAGGGCUGGUACCAGCCAGUGCAUCCCAACAGUCACCAGAUGCACCCCACCAGCUCCAGUCAUCAGAUCUAUCAGUGCUCAUCCGAGUGCUCUGAUCACUCGAGGACCUCACACGGUCACAAGCGGCAGCAGCAGCAGCUGGAGGAGCAUGGGAGCAGCAGCAAGCGGAGUGGACACCAUCGCCGCCAGCCGGCGGUGCAGCCGUGCUUGGAGAGCGAAAAUGAGAACAUGCUGGCGGAGUACGAGCAGCGUCACUACACCAGCGACUGUUGCAAUAGUUCCCGCGAAGGCGACACCUGCUCCUGCAGCGAAGGAUCCUGUCUGUACGCCGAGGCGGGGGAGCCGGCGCCACGUCAAAUGACUGCUAAGAACACCUAAGGAGGUGGAUUAGUCUUAAAGGUAGCAUCUAGUCUAAACUCUUCAUUCAUAUCGAACUAGAAACCAGUCGCGUAGUCAAAGUUUCUGCCACAACUAAUGGAUAUGAGAUCGAAUACGUACGAACAAGGCCCUGGAAUGCCACCACAACAUAUUUCUCCAGGUCAUCCCACUAUUCUAAGUACUAUAACUCGUUUUGAUCAAGGAAGGAUUCAUAAUGGAGAAAUGGGUUGUUGGGGAAUCCAGGGUGCUGACCACCAAACAUACUUGUCACAAUCAUGGGGGCAUUGUGCAGCUUUAGCAAUUACGAAUUUUCCAUUAUCACAUCAUCAUCAUCAUCUACUAGCGUAGACACUCAUAUAGACAGGCACAAUGCUCCCCCAUCAUCCCAUGUGCACUACAGAAAUGUUCCGCCAGCGGAAACCUUUGUACUUAAGAGAGACGCGUGAGCUGUACGAUAUAGAUAUUGCUUCGAGUGGGAGAAAGAGAGACGGUAAUCACUAGAUGACGGCAGGGAUCUGGGUGUCCCAGCAGAACUUCAUAAAAAUACGUACUCAAAAGGAACUUAUAGAGAGAAGACAGGAGAAGGAUAAACCAGAUCAGGCCAUAGCAAGUACACCACUUACGUAUGUAGUUAGAACCAGCAUGUUUUGGGGCUCUCGAAUUGGUCCUAGUCAUAGGCUUGAUAGCGAUACAAUACCGAUAACUGAUUACGAUAUAUAGUAAUUGUAUGCAAAAACAAAACCCUUUCAUAUCUACGAUCACAAUCGAGCGAGCACUUGUCUCCCAUUCAGAGUCGAGUUGCGGAGACGAGUGAAACGGCAGUUGCAAUGUUUAAUGGUUAGUGCUUUUCUAUAAACAAGGAAUAAUAUACUUCAUUGACCCAGUGAAUAUAUAUAGUAUAUAUAUUACAAAAACUAAACUACACACACAACAACUACUUACAUAGCAUUUAGACGAGUUGAGGAGCCAGUCGCACUUGGGGCCGACAUAACCGUUCCGUUGUCCAAGGCCCCAGUGCAGAUCUUCCUCCAUCAUGACACACACAAUGUUUUCUACAAUCUUGCAUUUUGAAAAAAGUCUAAAAUGUACCUGUGAUAUAACCCCCAUUUAUACAUUAUAGUAUUUUAAUAAUUUUUUAUGUAUUUAUGGUUUCUUGAUUUUGAGUAGCGUCAAGUCAAGUUGAAGUUUUUCGUUCAUUCUGUUUCGAACAACGAGGAAUGUCUGUUGUUUGUUGGGAAACCGCCACGCAACCAGAGAAGCGAAUAUAGCAUAAUUUAGAACUUAGGCACGUAACACAUUAGAAAUGCAAAAUGAAUAUAUCAUCAAAUCGAAUCGAAUCGAUGCGAGGCGAAAGAGAUACUUCGCUGCAAGGCACUUUUCUCCCAAAAGACCCCGGAUCGUGAGCUGACUCCGGGACAGGAGGUGCUUUCAGAGUCAACGAAUCGUUUAAAAUAAUACUAAAUACACGCAUAUGCAUUACAUUACCUAUAUAGAGAUCAUAUAGCACCUAGAACCGCGCAUGUAUCAAAUCAAAUCAAAAUAUGCUUUAGCAUACCACUCACACACACAUCCACUUCCUUGCUAGCCACAUGUACAUAUAUAUAUAUAUAUUAUAUAUAUAUAGAAAUACAUACUCAUAAUCCUAGUAUCGACGAAUCCAACUUGCUUGAGUUGAACUGCCCUUCCGUAGCCAUAUAUAGUGCAUAUAUAGAGAGACAAAGCAUAGUUGGGUCUGGGUUUUAAUAAUAAUUAGCAACUAGUUUCUAGAGUUGUGUAACGGGAGUAUUUUAAAGUCAUAGCGUAAACGAAUUUUAAGAACGAACCGAAAACAGAAAACCUACAAACCUAAAAACCUUAAACCUAAAAAUCGAAAGCGGACAUUUAAUUUUUAGUGCGUUAUGCCAUAAACGAACUUUUUCAAAAUGCAAAACAUAACUGACAUCUUACUUACGAUAUAUAAAUACUAUAUCUAGAUAUAUACAUAUAGCAUUUAAAAUUACAUAAACAAUAAAGGAACAUUUUA